AUCCUAACAAAAAUCACAUCAAAUCAAAAACAUAACAAAGAAAACACACAUUGAUACAAACACAUAUACACAAUGGCAGGAAUCAUGAACAAGAUUGGUGAUGCUCUUCAUAUUGGAGGAGACAAGAAAGAAGGAGAACACAAAGGAGAACAACAACAUGGACAAGGACAUGUUGGAGGAGAACAACAACAUGGCUAUGUAGGAGGAGAACAACAACAUGGCUAUGUAGGAGGAGAACAACAUCAUGGUAGUGAGUACAAAGGAGAACAACAACAUGGAUUUGUUGGAGGACAUGGUGGUGGUGAGUACAAAGGUGAACAACAUGGGUUGAUAGGAGGACAAGGUGGUGUGUACAAAGGAGAACAACUUCAUGGAGAAGAAGAACAUAAGGAGGGAUUUGUUGACAAGAUUAAGGAUAAGAUUCAUGGUGAAGGAGGUGAGAAGAAAAAGAAGGAGAAGAAGAAGAAACAUGAUGGAGAUGGUCAUGAACAUGGUCAUGAUAGCAGCAGCAGUGACAGUGAUUAGAUCUUAAUUUCAUCAUGUUGAGAGGUGUAUGGAACCAUAUGUGACGGCUGUGUCCUACUGUUUUUAGUAAUUUCUUAAUUGUUAUAAUAUCUAUGUAUGUGAGUGGGAAAAAAAAGUGUUUGUAGUUGAUAAUUCGAGUGCUUGUAAAAAUAAUAUGCGGUUAGAUUGGUUUGUGAAACCCCUACUGCUUUGUUUAAUGUUUGGCUGUAUAUUAUCUUAAAGAAAUUAUAAUUAAGGAUUUCUACUAUUAGUAA
Messenger RNA from Trifolium pratense (red clover), 779 nucleotides. RefSeq names its product protein SRC1-like. NCBI's taxonomy places the organism in Eukaryota, Viridiplantae, Streptophyta, Magnoliopsida, Fabales, Fabaceae. The record is from RefSeq and is a predicted model, not a curated record. The transcript has 2 exons. Gene Ontology annotation, molecular function: metal ion binding. The coding region runs from base 73 to 525 and encodes 150 amino acids.